Amphiprion ocellaris (clown anemonefish) is the source of this 1581-nucleotide messenger RNA. RefSeq names its product growth hormone-regulated TBC protein 1-A-like. The record is from RefSeq and is a predicted model, not a curated record. The transcript has 8 exons. The coding region runs from base 141 to 1190 and encodes 349 amino acids. NCBI's taxonomy places the organism in Eukaryota, Metazoa, Chordata, Actinopteri, Pomacentridae.
CUGGAAACUCAGACCGCUUUGUUAUUUACUUUGACAGCAGCCAGUUUUUUUCCUUCCAGGGAGUAAAAAUGAAAUAAGCUUCCAGCUGCAGGUAGUUUAUCACCUCGGUGGACUUCUGUACCUGCAGCACAUGACUCGCUAUGGAGAGACAAAUGAGAGGAAAUGCUGCUCAGCCUGUGGCCGCUUCUAAUGACAGCGACAGGAUUGACCCCUACGGCUUUGAGAGACGCCAGGAUUUUGAAUCCUACAAGGAGAUGAUGAACGAGUACGUGGCCGUCCUCAACAGAAGGUCAAUGAGAUGGUCGAAGCUGCUUCAGGAGAAACCUCAGGUGGAGAAGAACUUGACAGUGAAGAGAUAUGUGCGUAAAGGCGUGCCGAAUGAGCACCGGGCCAGGAUCUGGAUGGCAGCUAGUGGAGCUCAGGAGCAACUGGAGAGGAAACCAGGUUAUUACCAGUCUCUACUGGCCAUGGAGCACGACGGGAAGCUGAAGGAAACCAUUCACACAGAUAUGCACAGGACCUUUCCUGAUAACAUCCUCUUCCAGAACAGAGCCGAGCCGAGCCUGCAGCAGUGUCUGUACAACGUGCUGCUGGCCUACGGACACCACAACCAGACCGUGGGCUACUGCCAGGGGAUGAACUUCAUUGCGGGCUACCUCAUCAUCAUCACCAAAGAUGAAGAGAAAGCCUUCUGGCUCAUGGACGCCUUGUUGGACAGAAUACUUCCAGACUACUACAGCCCGGCCAUGAUGGGGCUGAAGACUGACCAGGAGGUCCUUGGGGAGCUGGUGAAAACCAAAGCUCCUGCAGUAGGACAGCUGAUGGCCCAGUAUCCCAGCAUCUGGACGCUGGUGGUGUCGCGCUGGUUCAUCUGCCUCUACAUUGACAUACUCCCGAUUGAGACCGUCCUGCGGGUCUGGGAUUGUCUCUUCUACGAGGGUUCCAAGGUCCUUUUCCGUGUUGCUCUGACUCUCAUCAUUCAUCACCAGACGGAGAUCCUGAGAGCUCGAUCUUUGCCUGAUGUGUGCGAAUGCUUCAAGCAGAUCACCUGUGGAGCUUUCACUCUGGACUGCCACACCUUCAUGCAGAAGAUCUUUACAGAACCUGGGAGCCUGUCGAUGACAACUAUUGAUAAACUGAGAGAGAAAUGCAGACAACAAAUCCUGAAUGAGGAAUCAGGUCAACCAUGAAGCUCAGGAUCCAGCGUCCUCCUAUCUGCGUUGGGUUUUUAAAACUAAGGACUUUUAGGCAGUAAAAGAAGAACAUGGUACAACCAAGAUGUAUCACUGGUGGCUGGAUGUAGAUGAUGAAGGGUUGCUAAAGUUUUUGAGCCUUUUCUGUUGCUUCUGUUUCUCACAAUAACUUUGCUGCUGUAGAUACAGGAAGUGCUUCAGGACCGUCACUCCUGAUGCUUCGCACAAACUAUUUAAGUCUGCAAUGUUUUUUUAAUUACAUGCACUUUAGCCAUCAGAAUAUGAGAGUGAUCUCUGGAGAAUAAUAAUCAUUCCUGCUUUGUCGCUGUGCUUGAUAUUAACUGUCCUCUGGAAAGGGGAAUUUAAGAAGUAAAAUAGAACAGCCAGA